AUGGCGAUCUGUACUUGUAACGCACGUACGCUUGCAUCGGAAGCGGCCAUCGAAGAUCUGAUGAUGCAAGCCAAGAGGAUCAAGCACGACGUCAUCGGACUGACCGAGACGAGACGGCGUCACCCUCUCUACGCUGUAUAUGAAACUGGAGAAGAACUGUUCUUAGGAACAUGCGACAGUAGAGGUGUUGGUGGAGUUGGCGUCCUCGUCAACACGAGUAUGGCAAAAAACAUCGACUCUUUCGAACAACUUACGACCCGAAUCGGACGUCUGCGGAUGAGAAGAUGUGGUCCAACACCAGUUUUGACUAUCUUCGUCGCUUACGCUCCAACAUCAAGCUACGAAGAAGAAGAAGUCGAAGCUUUCUAUAUGGAGCUGGAGAAGUUCUACCGAGAAGAUCAUGCCUUCUACAAGGUCAUAAUUGGCGAUUUCAACGCCAAAGUUGGCCCAAGAAGAACGCCGGAGGAACUUCGCAUCGGGAUCCACGGCCGACAAUGGGGGGAGAGGCUCUCCGAGUUCAUCAUGACGACUAAGACCAUCCAUGGGAACUCGCAAUUCCAGAAGCCCUCCUCUCUACGCUGGACGUGGGAGUCACCCGGUGGAGGGUACCGUAAUGAAAUAGACCACAUCAUCGUCAAUAAAAGGUUCUGCCUGACGGACGUCGGUGUUGUACCAAAGUUCUAUACGGGAUCAGACCAUCGCCUCCUCCGAGGAAGAUUUUCCUUCACAAGGAGAGCAGAGAAAGCCGCCAAGUUCAGAGAGAGAAAUCCCAGGACUACCAUCAACUGGGAUCUCUUCGCUACGCUAGCCGGCUUUUGGGAAGAUUCCGCAAUGGACAACAUUGACGAGGAAUAUGACCGGCUUGUUGAACACCUUCACGACUGCGCGAAGAAGGCUGAGAGUUUUAAAACCACCAAGAGGCGCCUGUCUCUUGAAACUCUUGAGCUGAUACGCCAGCGUGGAGCAGCACGAGCCGCAGGGAACCAAGAACUCACGUCCGAGCUCGCUAGGCUUUGCAGAGAGGCGAUAAAGGAAGACCUUAAAGAGAGAAGAGCAGAAGUGCUGGCUGAAGCUGCAGAGGCGGGGAAAAGCAUCCGCUAUGCCCGUCGAGACUUCGCCAGUUGCAAAACGAGGGUGACUGCUCUCCGGAACCCAAAGGGAAGCUAUCAUCUCAUUGAGUAG
Molecule: messenger RNA, 1182 nt
Organism: Necator americanus (New World hookworm)
Lineage: Eukaryota; Metazoa; Nematoda; Chromadorea; Rhabditida; Ancylostomatidae
Exons: 1
Coding region: 1-1182 (393 amino acids)
Molecular function (GO): catalytic activity
Source: RefSeq, a predicted model, not a curated record